Dothidotthia symphoricarpi CBS 119687 is the source of this 1449-nucleotide messenger RNA. RefSeq lists its product as uncharacterized. The record is from RefSeq and is a predicted model, not a curated record. The coding region runs from base 1 to 1449 and encodes 482 amino acids. Lineage: Eukaryota; Fungi; Ascomycota; Dothideomycetes; Pleosporales; Dothidotthiaceae. The transcript has a single exon.
AUGCCUCCUAAGAAAACCCCCGCGACUAAAGAAGACCAACACUCUAAGAAAGGCGAUGGCAAAGAUGAAGUCAGCGCAUCACCUGCAACCGGUGGUAGGACGACUCGCGGUCAAGCUGCAAAGGCUACUGGAUCGGACUCCCCGGAUGCGAGACCACAGCCCCCAUUAAUUCGUGUCGGCGGUAGAAUCGCAUACCACGAUUUUGGGACGGGGACUUGUGCGGAGAUCGAACGUCAUAGAAAGGUCGUUGAACGCAACCUGCAAAAGAAAGAGAGCGUCGUAUUGAGCGGUUCAGAUGAGAUACGCAACCUCCAUAUGAAAAGAGUCAGACUUGUAGACGAGUUGAAGAGUGCUGCCGCCGGCAGAGCUACAAAGAUAACAUCGGAGCUGAAGAUCCUUGACAAGAGGUUGGAAGAUAACGGCCAUGCCGUCAGAGAGUGGAAAGCAGUCGUGGCACUUUACGAAGAUUUCAUGUACUAUCAAAAUCCGCGACAUCGACAGCACUUCCUCAAGGACACAGCGAAGAAGCCUACGAUUUAUGAAGAGACACUGGCGAAGAGCAUCGGAAAUAUCCCGCCUGUCAAAUUCACCACUGAUGAUAACUACAACCAGAAAGCGAAUCCGUAUGUGCGAGGAAUGCGUGCUAGCCGUGUUGGCGUCACGAGCAGAAUGAGGAGGGAGCUCGCUCCCCAAGAACUUCAUAUGCGAACGCCAGUGUGGAGACGCCGACCACUCGGUGUGGGAAGACCGCUGGAGCGACCACGUGAACCACCGUUGGAGUUAGCGCUUGACCUUGAGCAAAUCGAAGCAAAAAGGCUUGAGAUCGACAGCAAACCUGAUGAUGGGACGCGGGAUGUUGAGUACAUGAACCACGACGCGAGACGGAUCGCAGAACUUGAUCUAGGGGCUUUGAAUGUAUCGCGGGAUAGAUUGGACCGACUUAGAACGGAGGGUGGCCUGUUCAUAUCUGCGAAGGAAGACUCGGAUGAUUGGCCUACAUCCUUCGACUACUUGAGCGCUGUGCGGGAUAGCAUUAUGGCUAUAGUACCAGCUGCACCUAACCACGAGAACAAGAGGAAGAAGGCGGGCGGACCUGAUGUGCUGGGGGAAGGCGAGAGCGAGAGCGCAGAUGAGAGCGAUUACGAAGACUUUGGAUUUACUCGCCCGCUUAAGCCCCUCAAGACUGACUACGGAUACGAAGUUGUUACAAAGUGGCCUGAAACAAGGCCUGGCCGAAAAGAGUGGCAUACAGAUCGUUUACUGUCGCCAGCAUCUGCGGCUGGCUCAUCGCCUACACAAUCGGAGCAUUCUGUUAUUGAGGAGGUUGAUGAUGAAGACAAGGAAUCUGACCACGAAGGCGAGGAAUCUGACCAUGAAGACGAGGAGUCUGACUACGAGGGCGAUCUGUUCGUGCAGUCAUAUCUUGAAGGGUCAAGCGACGUGGAAUAG